AUGAAGAAAUUUGAGGAAGCAGAAUCUCCAUUGUCUGAAGAAUUAUUUGCAAGUAAAAUAUUGUUACUAAAUGGUCAAAUUCUGUGCCAUCUUGAAAUGUUCAAUCGACUUGGUCAUUCGAAAAAACUUUUUGCCUUUAUUUCUGAAAUGGAUACAUUAAUAUCUGAAAGUUCAAAUUUGCCUACAACGUCAACCCUAAACGAUUUCCAAUCAUUCGCAAAAUCGAUGCUACUUGAGCGAAUCGCAGAUUUGCUUAUGAUUCAAUUUCCUAUUAAAAUAUCCGAAGCUAUUGAUAUAGGAAGCAGUAAUAAUAAUUUCAAAUCUUUUCUUUGUUCAAUUUCUCCUGAAAAGCUGGAGGAUUCAUUAGCCGAAACAGAUCCGACAAAUUGCGCCUCAAAAAUUUGGUUAUUAAACGAUUCUUGUGAUUUUCUGAAUCGCUUGAUCUGGUUACUUGCGUUCAAUAAAAAAUUGUCAGAUUGUUCAUUCACUUUUCUUGAUCCUUUAUUGAAAUUUUUGCCGAAAGAAGUCGAGGAUGAUAAUUUGCAUAAAUUCAACAAUUUGUCUUUAACUGAAACGGACGUUAAGAUUUUAUUACUUGCAUGCUCUUGUUGGGCAAAAUUAACUUGGCAGAAAGAUAUUUCUGGGAGAACUCCAGCCAUAUAUCCUUAUUUUUUGUUUGUUAAGCCAAGCUUACGAUUUUCUACAUUUUGGAAGAAAUUGAUAACUAGAAGCCACCAUCCGGACCAACCAAAUGCAAAUUCAUUUACAAAUUUCAUUUCUGCACUUGAAGUUUCGCGAUUGAGAAGAGAAAUACCAGAUUUGAGAAUUAUUGAUGCUGUUUUUAAAUGGUUUACUAAUAAUAGUUCAUCUGUUAGCUCAGUUUGGCCCAGUCAUUAUUCCCGAGUUCUCAUAUGUUUAAUUGAUGGUUCCUUAUUACAACCUACUAUUGCAUCAGAUAAAGCAUUUUUCCCAUCACUUGGUGAUUAUCCAACCACUGAAUUAGAAGAUUCAAUUUUUGAUAAUGCUUAUAAAUGGUUGAAUGGUAGCAUUGCAUCAGAUAUAUCAGACGAUCAAAAGGUAUUACUAAAUGAAUCUCAUAACUCAGCGUCGAAUUCAUCCGAUAUGAAGGAAAUUAUGACUUUUGAGGAUGAGACGUCUUUGAUUAACGAUAAAAAAUCGCUGAUAGAAAGAUUAGAGGAUCUCGUCCAAAAAUAUACAUUUGAAGAUCUGGAAAUAGAUUGUCUAGCUGAUUCUUCCAUUUCAUCUGAUUAUUCUCUGCAACAUGAUUUCGAUCAGAUUUGUGGCACAAAAAACGAGAUGUUGGAGAUUCAGACAAAGAUUGAUGAAGCCUGCGAAAAAUUGCAAGCAGGUUUUAAAUUUCCUAUUACAAGUGGAAAUGAUUCUGAGGAAUUAAUCGCAGCAUUCAUAAAUUGUGAAAUUGAAUCUACGAAUCGUUUUGAACGGACUUUGCGUGCAUUUUUCAGUGAAUACUCAAACAAUGCAUCAGUUUUACCAACGAUCGUUAAUCAGGCUGAAAUUCCCACUUAUAAAGAUUAUUCUAUUUCGUCUAGUGGAUCUGCUUCACUUCAUGAAAUAAAGGAAACAUUUACCCCUCAUGAUCCCAAAAAAUGUUUGGGUUGUGCCGAUGAAAACUCACAAAACAAAGCAUUGCAAAUUUUGGAUUGUCUUGCUGAUUUACCAUUUUUGGUGUCCAAUUAUACAUAG
Messenger RNA from Dracunculus medinensis (Guinea worm), 1725 nucleotides. The record is from the annotation of a GenBank genome assembly. Lineage: Eukaryota; Metazoa; Nematoda; Chromadorea; Rhabditida; Dracunculidae.